GUUCGAGUGUUAGAGGGAUAAGUAUGUGUUUGUUCGCAUAGUUGAGAGACAUGAAUAAUGGGAGAUCAAUUAUUCCAUAUGUAUCCCUUGGCCUUGAAGGCUUUUAGGGAAUAGUUGCAGAUAAUUUCAGGGUGUAGAACAACAAUGAUGGUCACACUAGUAGGUCAGUAGUGCAUGGUUUGUAAAGAACAAGAUUUAGUGACUUUUAUGGAUCAACAUCUCGAUGGAAGAAGAAACUGACCACUUUGUCCCCAUUGCUCAAGAAAGGGGAGGUAACUCACCAAUGUCUCAACCAGAUAUUGACUCCUAUGACCAGGAUUUCCAAGCAAGUCAAAGACGACAGAGUCCAUACUAUGAAUAUUCGGAAAAUAUUCCUGACCUGGGAACAAACUUUACCUCCUCUGAAGCAUUACGAACUGUGAUACGAAGAGAUGGAAGUCCAGUUCUUAGCAGUGAGCGGAAGAGGAUGUUGGAAUAUGUCCCAGACGAUAAUGAGGAGCUGUUUACACCAGCUAAGGCUCUUAAUUUCACAGAUGCUGAUGAAACUGGAACUGAUAUUGGUUACGAUGAUCAACCAGGGCUACAUGAUUCUGUGGAAAGAAAUGUAGAACCAAAUGGUUCGGAUUUGAUGAACUUUGGUUCUCUUGGGUCCGGCAAUCAGAGGAUCAUAGAAGGCCAUGACUCCUCCCCAUUGGACCAGCGGGUUGUUGUCACGCUGCCUCCGGACCAGGUCCCUGCAUCAUCAGUUCACUUGUCAUCGGUAACCGUGUCGCCCGGGACCUCCCACCUACGUAAACUGUCUGUGGAGUCUCAGGACAUUUCGCCCCAUUUAUACGACAGCCUUGAUGAGAAAGAGGAACAAAUUUAUCAUUAUGGAGGUCAAGGCCAGUAUCAAAAAGACUCUAAUUUUACGCAAAGAUCUUCACAAAGUGUGUUCAGUCCAUUGCAGUCUCCACAUCAUGCAACACUUUCGACUUUAAGAGAACCUCGUAAUAAUGUUUUUGAGGGAUCAAGUUUGCCGUCAAACAAUGUGUUAGCUCAUUCUUCCCCUCAAUCUGAACCCCCUUUAACCACAUACUCAGGUCGGAAUGAUGAUCACAUUCAGACCAUGUCUCAUAGUCUUCCAGAGAGGAUUAAUCAAACCAAUUUUGGAGAAUUUGGAGACAACUUGCAGCAAAAGUCAAAAGAUUCUGCAUUGCAAGUGCAAGGUUCUUUGUCGGAAUGGGUGACACCGAAUGUCUGUACGGCGGACACUAUGCCUGCUAAAGCACCUGUGAACCACAUAGCACUGAAUAUUCAGAGAGUCAAAUAUGCUAGUAAAGUUAACAAGACUGAGUCUGCCAAAACCCAGAAUAAUGGAGCCUGUCCCAGGCUUAAUAGAAUGGAUCAAAAGCCAGUUGGGGGCAAGAAUCAAACUCAGAAUUUAGUUCGUCGACCAAUCAAUAAUCAGCCCGCUAGGCAAACACGGCCUAUGGUGCAAGGUUCAGCUGACCUUGACCAAAGACAUUUGGUGGCCAAUCAGAGGCAAGGUCAACAAGGUCAAAUGAGUAAAGUGCUUGAUCAAAGUGUAAAGGUCACUUCUCAUCCUGAUCAGGGUCACAUGUCUGGUUCUGUUGUGAGUGGGGGUCGCUAUGGUGGGGUUGGUGGUGAGAUUCAAGCUAGCAUAGGUAAUCAGAGCGAUGCUUCAAGUAGUCCUGGCUCAAAGAUGAGGCAUGAUCAAGACAGGAGUGGGGUGUAUUCUGGGGUUGAGUCCCAGAGUUUUCCUGCUUCUUACAUGCGACAGAGCUAUCACAAUUCAAAUGUCAGUCCCCGAAUGUAUGAUCACGAGUCUGUGAACACACAAGUUGGUCAGAUGAGGUCACCAGUGUCUCAUGGAUACAACUUCUCUCCACAACAGGAGAGAAAGAGGGACGGAGAUGUGGCACGGGAUGUUCAAGGCAUGGAAGAUGUUCGCAGCCAUCUCCAGAGCAUGCUGAGGCUGUCCAAUGAUGUCAUCAAAGCCGAGUCGGGCAAGUUUGACCACAGUGACACAGCCAGUGAGUUGCUGAUGGACCAACCCCUCAACAGACAGCUCAAGUUUGACACAAGCUCUCUCAUGGGGCCAAGAGUACAAGAGGAGGUGUCAGAACUGUUUGAGAGCUUCCCCAACUUUUCUUCAAAGAUUUUCUCCGACUUGUCCAGCACCAGUGUGGGGCGUCAGGAGGGGUCGGUGCACAACGAGAACCUGUACCUGCGGGAGGUGAUGGAGAAGGAGAGAUACCGGAGGAAGCACUGUGAACAGCAUAUUCAACAGCUGAAUGCAAAGUUACUGGAGACCCAGCAGCAGUUGGCAGUUGCCGUGUCAACAGACAAGAAGAAAGACAUCAUGAUAGAACAGUUGGACAAGCAACUGGCCAAGGUGGUGGAGGGAUGGAAGAAAAGAGAAAGGGAGAAGGAUGACUACAUGAAGCUGCUGAUGAAAGAAAAAACACAAAUAGAACAAAGUCUGAAUAACCAGCAAGCGAUGAUCAAUAACUUUGAGAGGGAGAUGGCCGAAACUGUGUCCGAACUGAAGAGAGAAAAGCAACACUCAGCCAUUGCAGUAGAGAAUCUUAAACGAGAGCUGGAGACAAAGAGCAGAGAGAAGGUACGGGCAGAGGAGGUGCUGGAGGGAGAGAGGGAGAGAGCCAGUCUGGUGAUGCAGGAGUGGGAACAGCUGAAGGAGGCUCGGGAACUGGCCGAGAACCGGGCUCAGCAGCUCCAGGACAGGUUGCAUCAGGAGCAGGACGAGUGGUACAAGCGGGAACAAGAGCUGCUGGGGAAGAUUGAUGAUGUGAAGGAGGCCAACCUCAAGGUCAUACAGAUGGAGGGGCUGAAGACGGAGGAGACAGAGCGGAGGGUGUCGGAGUUGGAGGAGAGGAACCGUUUGCUGGAGACAGAAAACAAGAAACUCGACCUAGAGUUUGAUGAAGCCAGGAGAGAAAAGGAGAGUCUGAAGGUGGAGAUGGCUAUCCUUGAGGCAAAGUUCGAGAGUUCCCAGAGGAAGAUGGAGGCCGACCUGCACUCACAGAUGGAGAAGGAGAUAUCGGAGCAGGUGGGCGAGGUGCAUGAGAAGAUGGAGGAGGCGUUGGAGGAGCUGCAGGAGAAACACCGACGCCAGGUGACAGAGAUACAUGGCAGGCAUCAGAAGGACACGGAGCGACAGAUGCAGCAGAUGCACGACGAUGCCCGCAGGACGGAGGACAACUACAGGCAGAAGAUACAGGAGGUGGAGGAGAGACUGGAGGAGUACAGGACGGAGAACUCCAACCUGAAGCACUCCAAGCAGAAGCUGGAGUCGCAGAGGAUGGAGAUUCUGACCAAGUUCCAGUACAUGAUGCAGACCCAGUGGAAUGAGGCAGUGUCCCUCCUGGUCAACACCCCGCAGAGGAAGACUCAGGCAUUAAAUGGGUCGUUUGUGUCCAGUAUAUCCCAUGCAACCCAGAGUCAGACUGCACACCCCCCUGGUCAUCUCAACCUGAGCAUUGUUACGUCCAGCCAGCCAAAGACCAGCAGCCCCAACAGAGAAGGGGAAACACACCCACCAGUCAGGAUGGAGGAGGGUCGGGUGGGGCACCAGCGGGCAGCAGAGACAGACCGGGUGGAGGAAUACAUUAACAGUUUACCAACAAGUAACAGUGCUGUUCAGCCUGGCAGCCAGGACUUCCUUGUAUCAAGUGGUGGCGGGGUCCACAACCAGUCCUUCUCAUCAGGCACGUCCAGCAGCCAGGUCCCACGACAUCCCACUGAUGUGGACACUGCUGGAACUGUCCUCGACUCUAGACUCCAAGGAAUGACAUUUCCUGAACUCAAUCUAGAUGAGAGUCUCUUACCUCACUUUCACAGUCAGGGACUUCAGAUACCUCGGAACAUUCAUGGCUAUUUGCUCAGUCAUGGCUCUGUCAAUCCAGCCAAUCAAAGUGUUCAUUUACAAACACUGGCCAAUCAGAAUCAAGCAUUACUUAAUCUGGUCAGUCAGCCCGGUGCAGCAGUCAUGUUGCAGCCACCACAGCAACAAAGUCACGUGUAUUCACAAGGUCAAGGUUGGGGUCAAGUACCGCCAUCGCCAGCUAAACACAGGAGUCGACGGAAGACCCAGAAGUCCAAGGAGUAUGAAGACUCAGAUGAUGACUCCCUCACUCCCCGAGGGGUGUACACACAGCCCGGUAUGUCCCCCCCAGUGAAGCAGAGUCGCCAGUCCCAGGAGGAGGAGGGGUACAAUCCCAGACACGCCCACAGAGAGCCCAACACUGUAGACAACCUCAGUGACACACUGGAGCAGACUGUCAGGUUGAAUGCAGAUUACAGCCAGAUAUCUGACAGAUUGGCUGAGCAUGAGUCCCGCCAGAAUGAACUGCAGCACUACAUCAAGAUGUUGCUGGACAGACCCCCAGGGGAGGUACCAGAACCCCCGGAACAUGACAUCCCUCUUGGUUCUGAUAUCCUCGAGACAUCCAGGGAAAUGACAGUAGAGCUAGACCUUAACGACACAGCACAGGCCGCACAACUCCACAGAGAACUCCGCCGACUGCAGCAGCUUAGAGACCAAGUGACUCAGAGAGACAGUGUGCUGGGUUCAGUGCUGCCAGAGAGAGACGGUGCACACCGAUCCGCCGACAGACAGGGUGGAUCUCGAGUACUGGCCCCGGAGCAGCUGGCGGAGAUCUCACGGCUGCUGGACCAGUACCGAGAGCAGGGGGAUCAGCAUUCGGGGGAGGACUCCGUCAACAGACUGCUGCACCUCCUGCAGGGCCACACACAACACUUGCCGGGACACACAGGUGAGGAGAAGGGGUCUGCGAUAUCGGGGAAACAGUCACCGCGGUCCGGCCGCAGGAUGAAGGCAGCUGUCCCAGUGAACCAGAAGAAGCCUCCGUCAGUGCGGGCUAACCCAGCACCACAGGGCAAGGUGCUUGAUACAUCUCAGACCAAGUCUGACUCGGGACAGUCCACCAAGUCCCAGCCUCUGAAGAAAGUAGAGAGGAAGCUGGCAAGCAGCAAGCCAUCUCAAGUCAAGGGCAAGUCUUCAGCGUGGAAAUAGUCUUGAACACUGACAAGAUUUUCACUGUUGCAAUGAUAGGCAACUUAUCGAGUCUGUGAUACCUGAGUCUGUGUUAGCAUAAUGUAUACAUGUGUGUUUCUGCAGUGGUAACACCUGCAGUAGUCAAAAUUAUUUAUUGCCCAAAGAUGAGUUUUUCCCUGUAGACAAUCAGAUGAACGUGCAGCAAGAUGUUGCACAGAACAGAAUGAGUUUUGCAUGGAAAUGUUCCUGUGUGUGGUAUUAAUGUAUCAUUAUGAAGGUUGGUGACAAGCAGAAGUCCUGACCAGUUCCUUGUGUCAAAUGUGAUUUAGUAACUGAUAAAUAUCUAAAUGAAUGAUAUCAUGUUCACAUUGGAUGGGUUCGAAUCCCGGGUCACCCCGAUUAUGUUUCUAGGUUUGUCAGCACCAUACCCGUGCUUGUGGGUUUCACCGAAGUGGUAAACGUCUGAGACUUGCAUCACUUCGGGCUUUCCUCCCACAUUAAGCUGACACGCCGCGAUAUAACUGGAAUACUGUUAAGAGCGGCGUUAAACCCAAUUCACUCACUCACUCACAUUGGAUGUUAAAUGGAAAGGCUAUGGUCUCGUAACUGCUGAACAAACAAAUGGCAUUUGAACUCACAGAUCUGCAUAAUCCUGUUGAUGACAACAGCGGAAGACAAUGUCUGUGGGACAACAAUAUAUCUGUGAUUAAUAUGUAAACAGUCAAUGACAACUAAUCAAAACAGAGGUCUUCAGCAACCCAUGCUUGCCAUAAAAGGUGACUGCUUGUCGUAAAAGGCGACUAACGGGAUCGGGUGGUCAGGCUCGCUGACUUGGUUGAUGCAUGUCAUCGAUCCCAAUUG
Messenger RNA from Haliotis rufescens (red abalone), 5902 nucleotides. RefSeq lists its product as uncharacterized. Gene Ontology annotation, cellular component: centrosome; centriole. NCBI's taxonomy places the organism in Eukaryota, Metazoa, Mollusca, Gastropoda, Lepetellida, Haliotidae. The record is from RefSeq and is a predicted model, not a curated record. Bases 224 to 5059 code for a protein of 1611 amino acids. The transcript has 27 exons. Gene Ontology annotation, biological process: mitotic cytokinetic process; centrosome separation; regulation of cilium assembly.